AUGACCACCACCACCACCACCACCAUCAUCAUUCUUUCUGCUACUGCCAUCAUUUUGUUCUCAACAUUAUGCAUGGCGCAUGCGCCGUCUCCAGGCAUGGAGUUGCCUUUAGCACCUAAACCUUCUACACCUUUAGGACCAUCAGCACCAGCAACAAACGACUGUUUUACAUUGGUGUUAAACACGUUAGAUUGCUUGAUUUAUGUGGAAGAGUUGAGUAAGUUGACGGUAUCAGACAAAAAUUGUUGCCCAGAAUUGGCUGGAUUAAUGGAUAACAACCCUACAUGCUUAUGUGAGAUGCUAACUAAUAUUAGCUUGGAGGCAUCCUAUGGCAACAAGAUUGAUAUUAGUAAAGUUCUUGAGCUUCCUUCUGUUUGUGGUGUCAAUACUCCUCUGAGCACAUGCUCGGAUGUUGAGCCAUGGAUGGGAUUAUUAGCCAGCACUCCUUUAGCUGAUAAUAAUGAUAGUGGAGCUUCCAACGUUGCAGGCUAUGGUCAAUCUUUCUUUUUUGGCUUACCAUUUUUAUUUCAUCUAAUUAACAUUCUUCUAAUAGUUGGAAAUUUUUAG
Messenger RNA from Hevea brasiliensis (rubber tree), 567 nucleotides. Its product is annotated as non-specific lipid transfer protein GPI-anchored 12-like. The transcript has 2 exons. NCBI's taxonomy places the organism in Eukaryota, Viridiplantae, Streptophyta, Magnoliopsida, Malpighiales, Euphorbiaceae. The coding region runs from base 1 to 567 and encodes 188 amino acids. The record is from RefSeq and is a predicted model, not a curated record.